Alternaria conjuncta is the source of this 3210-nucleotide messenger RNA. RefSeq lists its product as uncharacterized. The record is from RefSeq and is a predicted model, not a curated record. Gene Ontology annotation, molecular function: DNA binding; DNA-directed DNA polymerase activity. The transcript is spliced from 2 exons. Gene Ontology annotation, cellular component: nucleus. Gene Ontology annotation, biological process: double-strand break repair via nonhomologous end joining. Lineage: Eukaryota; Fungi; Ascomycota; Dothideomycetes; Pleosporales; Pleosporaceae. Bases 1 to 3210 code for a protein of 1069 amino acids.
AUGGACGAUCAUGGACACUCUUCCCAGACAAUACGCCCAGGAUCGCUAUCACCAACAUCCACGAUAUCCGCACAGGCCCUCGACCUCAGCAGACUCCCGCCAAUUGCAAUCUUCACUGCGCAUCUGAAGGACGAGGAAGUGAAGUUGCUCAAGGAAACGUUGCGCCAGUACGACGCACCGCUUACUACCGAUGUCUCCAGGGCAAAGGUCUUUGUUGGGAAGGUGGGUACAAAGAGAAGGGCCGAGUUCGAAUUGAGGGCUCGAAAGCUGGUUGUUCAGGAGAUUGUCACGCCGAAACGGCCAGCUAGUCCUGUGAAGGCACAGGAUCGCUCCAACAAGAGGCGAAGGAUUGGUAAAACGUCAGGUCGGUUAUCUGCGGACGAGGGAGACUCUACCACUGAGGAAGAGGCUGGCAUCGGCUCUGAGACUGAGCAGCACCACGUUCCUCUCUCGUCCCCCUCGAGAUCCGACAAUGGCUCACAGGUUCCGCUACUGUUCGAGGAUUCGUCUCACGAUACCAUCUGGGUUAUCAAGUUCGACUGGGUAGAAGCUUGUGUAACUGCAGGUCAUCUACUUCCAUUGGGAGACAACUUGGUCUACACGGGUAAAGUCAUGAAACGGCCUAAAUCAUUGAAUAAGAAGUCUAUCAAAGACAUUUUCGGCGCGCACACAAAAGUAGCGCCGGCAUCUCAGACACUCUUGGCAACACGACCACAUCCGGUGCAAGACAUCUUAGAUCGCGCGAAACUAGACAUGAAGACGACCACGAGGAAAAGCACUUAUCAGCCGCAAAGAUUCGGAAAUCACACUUCUAAUCGCUUCGAUGGAAAGGCUUUCGCCCGCUCUUCCCAGCCUGUCGGUCACUCGUAUGUUUCACAAGCUGCACAUCUACUGCAGCAAACGACCAGUGAGUACGAAGGCGAGGACAGUGAUGUUCCUGCAGCACCCGAAUGGGUGAAGAAAGGCGUCAAGUACUCAUGUCAGCGCUUCACACCUGGUAACGGACCCAAUGAAGACUUCCUCGACCAGCUCAGGAAGAUAAGGACUGCUCGAACUUUGAUCGACGACGACAUAGGUGUUCGUGCUUACUCAACCAUUAUCGCUUCUAUCGCUGCAUAUCCGUACAGACUUAGUCACCCCCGAGAGAUCGCUCAGCUACCGGGUUGUGACGAGAAAACUGAAGUUCUUUUUGUAGAGUGGAAGAACACUGGCAAGAUUCAAGCAGUCGAAGAUUUCGAGGCCGACGAAUCAAUGAAAGUCUUGCGUUCCUUCUACAACAUUUGGGGCGUUGGAGCCAAGACCGCACGCCAAUUCUAUUACAACAACCACUGGACUGAAUUGGAUGAUAUCAUCGAGUUUGGCUGGAACGACCUGGACCGAGUGCAGCAAAUCGGCGUCAAGUACUAUGACGAAUUCUUGAUCUCUAUUCCGCGCCCUGAAGUUGAGCAAAUUGCCGCUGUUGUUCGCGAACACGCUGUGAAGCUUCGCGACGAACGCAUUACUGUCACGAUUGUGGGCGGGUACAGACGUGGCAAGACAGACUCUGGCGACGUGGACUUGAUCGUGUCGCACCCGGAGCUAGAGAGUACAGCGGGCUUGGUCCGAGAGAUUGUUGAGUCAUUGGAGGAAUUUGAGUGGAUUACUCACACUCUUACAAUGAGCUUGAAGAACACUAAUCGUGGUCAACAUGCGCUACCUCUUCGAUCUGCCAAGGGAGCCGGCGCGGGCUUUGAUACGCUUGACAAAGCCCUCGUUGUGUGGCAAGAUCCAGCGUGGCCUACUCGUGAGGAGGAUCUUGCGGAGGAUCCAAGAGCGAAGAACCCUGCUAUCCACCGCCGAGUUGACAUCAUCAUUGCACCUUGGCGGUCAGUUGGUUGCGCAGUCUUGGGUUGGAGUGGCGGUACCACCUUUCAGCGUGAUCUGAGGCGGUAUGCGAAAGCCAUCAAAGGCUGGAAGUUCGAUAGCAGCGGUAUCCGAAGUCGAAGUAACGGCGAAGCCAUAAUGCUGGAAGGGCCCGAUGGAGUCGAGGGUACGCCCGAAGAUGCUGAGAAGAAGGUCUUUGAAGGGCUAGGCCUGAAAUAUAACUCUGGCAGCUACCUCCGAAUACGAUCGCCUACCAUCAUGCAGCCUGACCGGCUGAUCAACGCCCUCACCAUCACUGUACAGAUCCUCAUCAGCCUUGUCCUCUUCGCCAUCGUCCUCCCCUUCUUCAUCCUAUGGCGCGCCCCAAUAAGCCUCCUCUACUUCACCAAGAACGAAAAGCCACAGGAAAAGAACGCAGACCAAGAGAGAGAAAGGCUGCAAGGCCUGCCAGCGGACGAGGAAGAAGAAGAACCGAAACCACCCCCAUCACCAGACCUCCACGAGCGCGCCCUCGCACACUACACAAAACACUGGACAGCCUUCAAAUUACGCCCGAUCAACAAACCCCUCGUAGCCCACUGGUCACGCGUAGCAUGCCUCUCCCUCCUCACAAUACAAACCACGCUCACCCUCGCCCUCCUCGAAAAAUCGCUCGUCUACCACAUCCCCUGGUUCGUUGCACAUCUCUCAGACACAGAAUACAAGACGUCGAAGAAGAAACUCUGGCUUAAUGACCUCUUGCUGCAUGUAGCCUGGCUACUUAUGACAUGUGCGCCUGUUGUAGGUUUAUUAGGCGUGGGCCUGGGUAUUGCGUAUUACAUGUCUAAAGCGGUAAGGUACGGCAAGUUUCGCAAGGGUAUGGAGAGGAAGAAGGGAGGGAGGGGAUAUGAGGAUCCGAAUAAGGCGAGGGAGGGAGAAGGGAAGAAUGGGGAGGCGCAUGGGGUGAAGGAGACGGUUAUGGGGGUUGUGGAUCAUGUUAUGCAUCCAAAUGUUCAUGUUCCGCAGCUGCAUUUACCGCACCCGCAUCUGCAUCACAACCCGCACGAACAGCGGGAGCCGGAAGCUUCGCCGUAUGGGUAUCCGGGGUAUAGUGAGGACAUCCUCUUCGAGCAGCCUGGGGAUACGGCGGGUGGGUAUCAAGAUACGGUCCAGCAAACGCCGCCUGUAGUGGUCCAGCCUCCGGCACCGGCGGCAAGGUUCGAUAAGAACCCUUAUACUUUGGCUGGUAUCGCGUCGAUCUGGACUGGUCAGAAGGAGAAGAUGAAAGGUGGCUACGACGGGAGAGAUGUCAGGAAGCAGAACUUCGCUGACGAUAUUGAGAUGGCGGAUUGGGUGGGUAGGAAGUAA